Molecule: messenger RNA, 597 nt
Organism: Zygosaccharomyces rouxii
Lineage: Eukaryota; Fungi; Ascomycota; Saccharomycetes; Saccharomycetales; Saccharomycetaceae
Gene: NOP15
Product: rRNA-binding ribosome biosynthesis protein NOP15
Exons: 1
Coding region: 1-597 (198 amino acids)
Biological process (GO): maturation of LSU-rRNA from tricistronic rRNA transcript (SSU-rRNA, 5.8S rRNA, LSU-rRNA)
Cellular component (GO): nucleolus
Molecular function (GO): RNA binding
Source: RefSeq, a predicted model, not a curated record
AUGGUCAAGCCCAGUGAGAAAGUUGUUAAGUCUAAGGAACCUGUUAAGGAACCUGUCGAAUCUUCAGAAUCUGAUGCAAGUUCGUCAGAUUCCGAACUAGAAGGUUUGCCAGAUGCUGAAGAUGAUCGUUCACAUAAAGUCAAGAAGUUAAGCAAGAAGCCUGCCCAAAAGCAGCAGCAGAACAGUUCACAAGAUGAGUACUCAGGUAUCGUAUUUGUGAGCAGGCUACCACACGGUUUCCAGGAGAAGGAGUUAUCCAAGUAUUUCUCACAAUUUGGUGAUUUGAAAGAUGCACGUUUGGCUCGUAAUAAGAAAACUGGUAAUACAAGACAUUAUGGUUUUAUUGAAUUCGUUAAUAAAGAUGAUGCUAAGGUAGCUCAAGAAACAAUGAAUAACUAUCUGUUGAUGGGACACUUGAUACAAGUACGUCUGCUACCAAAAGGUUCCAAGAUUGAAAAAUUGUACAAGUACAGACACAGAUCAUUCCAAUUUGCAUCAGUGAAGAAGAGCUCAGAGGAGUUGAAGGAAAGAGCUCGUAAGAAGCACGAUGAACGUGUUAAUAAACUGAAGAAAGCUGGGAUCGAUUUCAAAUGGUAA